AUGCCGAUCAUGCUGUUGUGGGCGUGGGCGUGGGCGUGCGUGCUGGUGUGUGCUGUGUACCGUGGUACCUGUCAGACUCACUAUCCGUGCACCUACUUGGGCAUCUACGGAUGCACUUCCCCCAGACCAACCGUCGGAUACCCGCAAGGUUCAUCGUCGGAUGCUGAGAUGCGUAUACACUUUGUACACAAUGGAGACUCGUCCUGUGCCUAG
Molecule: messenger RNA, 213 nt
Organism: Plenodomus lingam JN3
Lineage: Eukaryota; Fungi; Ascomycota; Dothideomycetes; Pleosporales; Leptosphaeriaceae
Source: RefSeq, a predicted model, not a curated record